GCUGCGCUGUCCUAGCUGUGAUCUAGAUCUACCAAUUUAGCCACGUCCAGUGCAGACAUAUAUCUAGAUCUAAUCAUCUUAAAAAAGAAACAUGGCCAACCUAAAGUUAGAGCCUGGAAGAACAGGAACUACUCAUGUACAUUUUUUGUGCCAGAGAUGCAAUCUCCCAUUAAAAAUAGAUUCAAGCUUCAGUGAUAUGUCACGAGACCUUUAUAAAGAAUUAACAGAACCUCUAGUGUUGUCUUCAGACAUGGAAGAAAGUAUACAAAUCAUUCGCCCUGAACAUGACCUUGCUUAUGAAGAGAAUGAUGAUUACAUUAGAGCAUAUGUACCAAGAGGAGGAUUUGAAGAGUCCAACGACUUCACUCUGGUUGGCAAUCUCGGACCAGGAAGUAUGGACACUUUAAGUAUACGAGCCAGGGUUACUGGUCAUCUGUUUGAUUUAAUGUCUGGAGCCUCUGAAAUAGACCACCCUUUGUGUGAGGAAUGUACUGACCAUCUUUUGGACAGCCUUGAUCACCAGUUGAAACUAGUUGAAGAUGAGAGUAAAGAAUACAGAGAAUUCUUAGAGAAACUUGGCGAGACUGAAGAUGAGUACAAUGACACCGAGCUGGAUGAUGAGCUCAGACAGUUGUUAGAUGAAGAGAGACAACUCAUGCAGGAACUAGAGCUAGCUGAAAGAGAAAGAAAGAAGAUUGCUGAGGCCAUGGCGAUAGAGAAGCAGAAAGCCAAAAAACUUGACGAGGAUGAGGAGAUCUACUGGCAAGAAUACAAUGAUCAGUGUAGAAUAGCCAGUGAACUAGAGGACGAGCAGAGAAGUGUUGAUAAUCAACUCAAGUAUGCCCAGGCUCAGUUAGACAGACUCAAGAAAACCAACGUCUUCAAUGCAACAUUCCAUAUAUGGCAUGAUGGUGAAUUUGGUACAAUCAAUGACUUUAGAUUAGGCAGAUUACCUGGCAUUGCAGUUGAAUGGAUAGAGAUCAACACAGCUUGGGGCCAGGUUGUCUUAUUGCUGGUGUCAUUGGCCAACAAGAUUGGGCUCAAGUUUAAAAAAUAUCGCCCAGUACCCUAUGGGAAUCAUUCCUAUAUUGAAGUUCUUGAUGAGAAGAAGGAACUGCCCUUAUAUGGAUCAGGUGGGAUCCGCUUCUUAUGGGACACUAAAUUUGAUUCAGCUAUGGUUGCCUUUUUAGAAUGCUUACAGCAGUUUCGUGAUGAGGUUGAAAAAGAAGAUUCCAGUUUUAAUCUCCCUUAUAAAAUGAGUAAAGGGAAAAUCUAUGAAGGUGAAAAAAACCAGUACUCCAUCAAGAUGCAGUUCAAUUCUGAAGAACAGUGGACCAAAGCGCUGAAAUACAUGCUGACCAACUUGAAAUGGGCUCUAGCAUGGCUGUCUGCGAGAAAAAGUCUGGGAGAUUGACAAGGACAUGUUAGUAGCAGCAGACCUUGUUUAGGUCUCUUUCCCCUCAAUAUUUUGUGCUUCAAGUCAAACAAAUGAUAUUGUCUCCUUACCCCAGUACUUACAUCCUAACAUAUAAUUUAAAUAUAUCUGGCCUACUUAUGCAUGUUCCUGGCUAGUUCAUAGACAAUUAUGCAUGUUCCCGGCCUACUCCUGGUUAGUUCAUUGACAAUUAUACAUGUUCCCGGCCUACUCCUGGCUAGUUCAUUGACAAUUAUACAUGUUCCUUUUUUUAAUCCAUCUAUGUGAUAAAUUUAGGCAUUUAUUUAAUUUAUUAUAGAAACAGUAAAAAUGGGUCUAUGGUGGUGGAGCAGUACUCAGUGCUAACUUCCAACUUUUACUGGCCCUGCAUUCUGUUAGUGUGGAACAGAAUUAUGAACUACUAUCUACACUGAUAGUUGAUGCAUGUAUAUAUUUAUAUUAAUUUAAAAAAAACCCAUUAAAAUAAAUUAUCACAUUGUUCUGUCUAAAGAACUUGGUAAUAGUUUUGAAUUUAUGAUUGAUAAUAUUUGGAAUGACACUUUCUUUUUAUUGAUAGCAUUUCUUUUGUACAGUUGGACAUUUUCAGCAGCAUCUUAAUGUCUUCAUUAAUGAGAAUUGUUUCCUAGACUAUACAGUGCUGUAAUAUACUAUAUUAUGUGUUGAGUGUGUGAGAGAACAUAACUGUUAUGAGAGACUUUUUUUUUUUUAGUGUCUUCUUGUCCCAUGCAGGUCAUAGUGUGUAUAUAUCAUUUUUUUAAACAUGAUAUGGGAUUCAUUUUUAAACUGUUCUGUUAGCUCUCUGAGGCUGGCAUGUUUGUGUAUUUUGUAAGCAUAUAAGAGGCAGCACAAUUGAAGGCUUGAAGAAUAUUGCUCAAUUAUGAAAGGACAUGUGGAGUAUGUAUUACUUUGUAAAUAUGAUAUCAAGUAUUUGGAGAUUGACUCUAAAUGAGUUGUUUAAAUUAUAUUUUGUUAGUCAGCAAACCUUGUUGAUUUGACUAACCAGCACAGUAAGUUGAGAAACCCAUAUACCUCCUUGUACAGAAUACAGACCGAAAUUGUGAUGCAAAUUAUGCUAUGACUAUUUCAUGUAGAUGUCAUUUUAAGAGGAGGCUGUGGAAGUGUGAUGGUCAAAUUGCUUGGAAGUUAAAGGUUGUGACACAGUAUUUCUUGGUGAAAGUAAUUCCAGUUGGUCACUGUGCUGGCCAUGCAAUUACCCUUGUAAUUAUUGGACCUCACAAGUAGGAGCUUACUGGUCUAAUAAUUCACCUUUAGUUGGGGUGUUUUGUUUGGAUAAUGUUUUACAUGUUCCUUCAGAGUUGAAGAUAAUCUACUUCCUAGUACUAAUCUCCCCUGGGAUGACAGGGGGGGUCGCAGUGGGCAGGCUUUGAACCAGGGACCAUUGAGACGACCAAACGACAGUCCAGCAUGCAUACUGAACUUCCAAGCAGCCAUCCUGCCUGUUGACGAGCUAAGUGUUAGCUGCUUAUGAAUUCUUAACCAAAUUAAUUGAAAACUUCAUCUUCAUUGUUAGUUUUGUUAAGCUAUAUCUUGUUGUACAUAAUGAUUUUCAUGUACUAAGUUUUUACUAAAAUUCUUCAAAGUUUGUAAAUAGUUCAAAGCAAUUCAAAUCUUAUUGAAUUUCAAGAAACAAAAUUUGAUCUCAUCUAGAACCAAACUAACCUAAAAAACGUAUCAAAAUGUUUGAUAUUUUAAUAUUGCCACCCCCUUUAGCUGAAAGAGGUCUUAGUGAUAACUGAUUGGUUUGCACUUGAGUCUGUCCUUAAUAAUGAUCCUGUGAUUAAAAUCAUACCCUCUCAGUCCCUCUGUUAUUAUUAUUAGAUGAAGAUUUCUGCACUUAAUUAAAGUGGAACAUUAUUGUAUGCUGAAAGCAAAUUUUCUUUUUCUAUAAUCUUAGUUGUUUUUUUAAAGUAGUUAUACACUUGGGUACUAAUGUUAUGAAAUUUGUUCAAAUUCACAUUGAUUGGGAAAAAGAUGUCCAGGAUCCAAUAUCAAACUUACUGUUUGGUUAGUAAAGAUCAACUGAAAACAUUUGUUUAGGUACACCACAACACAAGAGCAAAUUUAGCCUUGACCAGUGAACUUGUGUCAAUAUUUCUGCAUUUUAUUUGAUAACUGGAAAUGAAUGUGUUGUAGAAAUAUUCUAGUCUUUCAUUGACUUGUAUGUUUAAAGUUUGAAAAUAAAAUCUUACUGUAUACCA
Molecule: messenger RNA, 3654 nt
Organism: Biomphalaria glabrata
Lineage: Eukaryota; Metazoa; Mollusca; Gastropoda; Planorbidae
Product: beclin-1-like
Exons: 16
Coding region: 92-1414 (440 amino acids)
Biological process (GO): late endosome to vacuole transport; cellular response to nitrogen starvation; autophagosome assembly
Cellular component (GO): phosphatidylinositol 3-kinase complex, class III, type I; phagophore assembly site; phosphatidylinositol 3-kinase complex, class III, type II
Source: RefSeq, a predicted model, not a curated record